This is a messenger RNA of Phyllostomus discolor (pale spear-nosed bat), 4129 nucleotides long. It is a transcript of the gene KCNC1, whose product is annotated as potassium voltage-gated channel subfamily C member 1. The transcript has 4 exons. Bases 1039 to 2796 code for a protein of 585 amino acids. Gene Ontology annotation, cellular component: dendrite membrane; voltage-gated potassium channel complex; neuronal cell body membrane. Gene Ontology annotation, biological process: potassium ion transmembrane transport; protein homooligomerization. Gene Ontology annotation, molecular function: protein binding; delayed rectifier potassium channel activity. The record is from RefSeq and is a predicted model, not a curated record. Lineage: Eukaryota; Metazoa; Chordata; Mammalia; Chiroptera; Phyllostomidae.
CCCCUCGCUUCGGCCCGCAGCGCCAACUGCCUGUCGGAAGCGCGGCGCGGAGUGCGGGGCGCAGAGGCACCGGAGCCAGUGCCCGCCGGCCCCGCAGACCGUAUCCAGCCUGGAGAACCCCUGUCGGGCCCCACACAGCUCCACAGCAGUCCGGGAGCUGUCCCUUCAGCACCGCAGCCGGAGCCGGAGUCCGAGCGCAGCCCAGCGGAACCGCAGCUUGAGCCCAAGCGCACCGAGCGCAGCGCUCCACCGCAGCCGCACGGAGCAGCGUUCCCGGCGCCCCUGUCCAGGGGGCCCGCCAUCUCCUUCAAGAGGCGGGGAGAAGGAGCGAGGAGGGCGGGCAGGCGGGCAGGCGCGCCCGCCUCCGGGGGGGAGCAGGCAGCCAGGCAAGGAAAGAGGGUGGGGGCCGGAGCCCGCCCUACGCCCCUAGCUGCAGCCCGGCCACGCAGGGAGGAAGGCAGCGGGCCAUCUCCCCCGCGUCGAGAGCGCGCUGCAGCGACCACCGCACAUCAGAGCACGAAUUUCCUGGCCCCUUCUCCCUCCUCCCCCUUCCGGGGGGCUGAUCUAUCUGUCCGGCCCUGGGAGCAGCUGACCUUACCUACAAAAGCUUUGUGUCGAUUUCUACAUUUUUCCCGCUGAGAUGGGGAUGGGAGCCCGGUCCCCCCACCCUCUUUUCCCUCCGCCCAGGUCUCGCCGCUGAGCGCCGCCCCCCUCCCUCCCUCCCUCCCUUCUUCCUUUCCUCUCUCCCGCCCCUCUUUCCUCCUCUGCCUCCUCCGCAGCCGGACCAGCUCUCUCCUACAUCUGGCGCCUAGAGACCCUUGGGAUCCCGCGCACACUCCCCCGGACCGGUACCCGACAGAAAGCGCCCUGAGGGGCUUGCGUUGCUCUUGGGGUCUCCAGAGUCGCGGUCCUCUGUACCCCCCGACGGCUGGGGGGAGGGGGGAGGAGGCCGCGCGCCCCCCUCCCCGGCACCAACUCCCCCUGGCGGCUGCUCCCAUGGGUGUCGCUGGGCCGCGCCAUGCCUAAGGGGGCGCCGCGAUGGGCCAAGGGGACGAGAGCGAGCGCAUCGUGAUCAACGUGGGCGGCACGCGCCACCAGACGUACCGCUCGACGCUGCGCACGCUGCCCGGCACGCGGCUCGCCUGGCUGGCAGAGCCCGAUGCCCACAGCCAUUUCGACUAUGACCCGCGUGCCGACGAGUUCUUUUUCGACCGCCACCCGGGCGUCUUCGCGCACAUUUUGAACUACUACCGCACGGGCAAGCUGCACUGCCCGGCAGACGUGUGCGGGCCGCUCUACGAAGAGGAGCUGGCCUUCUGGGGCAUCGACGAGACGGACGUGGAGCCCUGCUGCUGGAUGACUUACCGCCAGCACCGGGACGCUGAGGAGGCGCUCGACAGCUUUGGCGGUGCGCCCCUGGACAACAGCGCUGACGACGCGGACGCCGACGGUCCUGGAGACUCAGGCGACGGCGAGGACGAGCUGGAGAUGACCAAGCGCCUGGCACUCAGUGACUCUCCUGACGGCCGGCCUGGUGGCUUCUGGCGCCGCUGGCAGCCUCGCAUCUGGGCGCUCUUUGAGGACCCCUACUCAUCCCGCUACGCGAGGUAUGUGGCCUUUGCCUCCCUCUUCUUCAUCCUGGUCUCCAUCACCACCUUCUGCCUGGAGACCCACGAGCGCUUCAACCCCAUCGUGAACAAGACGGAGAUCGAGAACGUCCGGAAUGGCACGCAGGUGCGCUACUACCGGGAAGCGGAGACGGAGGCCUUCCUCACCUACAUCGAGGGCGUCUGCGUGGUCUGGUUCACCUUCGAGUUCCUCAUGCGUGUCGUCUUCUGUCCCAACAAGGUCGAGUUCAUCAAGAACUCGCUCAACAUCAUUGACUUUGUGGCCAUCCUCCCCUUCUACCUGGAGGUGGGCCUGAGCGGCCUGUCCUCUAAGGCGGCCAAGGACGUCCUGGGCUUCCUGCGCGUCGUCCGCUUCGUGCGCAUCCUGCGCAUCUUCAAGCUGACUCGCCACUUCGUGGGCCUGCGCGUCCUGGGCCACACCCUCCGCGCCAGCACCAACGAGUUCUUACUGCUGAUCAUCUUCCUGGCCCUGGGCGUCCUGAUCUUCGCCACCAUGAUCUACUACGCCGAGAGGAUAGGGGCACAGCCCAAUGACCCCAGUGCCAGUGAGCACACCCACUUUAAGAACAUCCCCAUUGGCUUCUGGUGGGCCGUGGUCACCAUGACAACACUGGGCUACGGAGACAUGUACCCGCAGACGUGGUCCGGGAUGCUGGUGGGAGCGCUGUGUGCGCUGGCCGGGGUGCUGACCAUCGCCAUGCCCGUGCCCGUCAUCGUGAACAAUUUUGGGAUGUAUUACUCCUUAGCCAUGGCUAAGCAGAAACUACCAAAGAAAAAAAAGAAGCAUAUUCCACGGCCGCCGCAGCUGGGAUCUCCCAAUUAUUGUAAAUCUGUCGUAAACUCUCCACACCACAGUACUCAGAGUGACACAUGCCCGCUGGCCCAGGAAGAGAUUUUAGAAAUUAACAGAGCAGAUUCCAAACUGAAUGGGGAGGUGGCGAAGGCCGCGCUGGCGAACGAAGACUGCCCCCACAUAGACCAGGCCCUCACCCCCGAUGAGGGCCUGCCCUUUACGCGCUCGGGCACCCGCGAGAGAUACGGACCCUGCUUCCUCUUAUCAACCGGGGAGUACGCGUGCCCACCUGGUGGAGGAAUGAGAAAGGAUCUUUGCAAAGAAAGCCCUGUCAUUGCUAAGUAUAUGCCGACAGAGGCUGUGAGAGUGACUUGACCAGGCGGCUUGGCCGAGGACACUGGUGGCUAAUAAGCAUCUGGGUGGACCUGCAGCCCCUCCUCACCCUCGGACAGAGUAAAUUCACGCCACGCAGGUUUGCCGGACGAGUCCGAGUGGCCCAGGCAUUGUGCUAGGACGGACGUAGCUUUUUCUACGGCCAAAUGGUAACUGACCGUAGAGGAUUUCUUUUUCUUCUUUUCAUUUUUUUAAAUUUUAUUUUAUUUGGGGAGGGGUGGGUGGAAGGGUCCCUUAGCAUGACUUGCAUGAAGUUAAACAGAAAACCCAGCAAACCAAACCCACCCACCCCCUGCAACUGUAUGAUCACCCUAAACAACAACAACAACAACGAAAAGAAAAAAGCAGAAGUCUAUUUUCUUUCAAAGCUCUUUACUUUCACACGCAGUGGAGCCGGACUGUGAGGGUGCUCGGUAGCAAACUGCGCAUUUCUGGGGGAGGGGGAGGGGCUGGGAGCGGGGCGGGGACGGGGAACAGAUUGCUCCCCUUUUUCAUACACGAGAUCGAGAGGAGAGGUUCCCGAAAGGGCAGUCGGUCGGUCAUCGGUCAUAUUGACCUCACCUUCAUAAUUCAUCUCUCACGCGGAAACCGAGAGCUUCGCCGCAAACAGAACUGUGGAACCGCGCACCGCCGCCUGCUCCCCUCGGCCCGGCGUGCUCGGGACCCAGCGGACGUCGCCCGAGGCCCCCCGGCAGCGGCUAGUCUAGGUCGACUCGAUCACCUUUUCCGACAUGUAGAUCCAGUGUGACCAAUUUUCAUGACAAAUUGUUCGUAGUAACUCAUCUACACCGCGCGGAUUUUCCACGUGUUUCUUUAGAGCACCAAAAGGUCAGGACCACGGGAGAGGCAGCCCUCCCCCACCUUUACUGAGGCACAACCUGGCAUUGUAUGCAACCUAGUCCUUCCGAGUAAAAACUGCAUGCCCAAUGUUAUGCAAAGCGACUCUAGCAUGAAAUAAAUUUUGUAUCAUGGUUUCUGUAUAGUCUUAAAGCAGAUUUGUUUUGCUGAAGCAAUCGGAGGUUUGCAGAGACACACGUCUGCAUCUCGAAUAAAUAUAGUAUUUUCCCAAAAGAAACAGAGGACAGUAGCUUGGCUUUGGUCUGAUUCUAAAAUUAGUGGCGGGUGGGGGUGGGGGUGGGGAAGGAUGAUAUUUUUGAAAAACACAUGCUUGAGUUGAAAAAAAAAAUGCAACAUCUCGAGCUUUCACUGCAGCUCACAACGUUUCCUGGAAAGAGAGCAAUGCUGCUUUAGCUCAACACCCCUCCCCUCCCCGGGCCCUGGCUCUUGAUAAUAAAAAGCUGACUUUUGAGAUGAA